AUGAUCGUCUUACAAGCCGUAUCGCUUAAUAUUGCGGUCUUCGGAUAUAUCGCCUACCUGGUACUGAUGCGGCGCUAUGAUGGACGAGCCGCUGUCUUCUGCAUUAGCGUCCUGGGCUGGCUAAUGGCUGCUGCACUCCUGUUUAGCAUCAUCGGUGUUGCCGUGGAGCGACACCGCUACCUCUAA
Molecule: messenger RNA, 186 nt
Organism: Penicillium subrubescens
Lineage: Eukaryota; Fungi; Ascomycota; Eurotiomycetes; Eurotiales; Aspergillaceae
Exons: 1
Coding region: 1-186 (61 amino acids)
Source: RefSeq, a predicted model, not a curated record